CAUCUCCGCUCACGCUAUCUUUCUCCUCGGAUCUCAUCGCACGACACCAACGAGCAUUCUAGUAGAUGGAUCCGUCGUCCUCCCCUGCCACGCCGCCGGCUACCAAGCAAGCCCCACCCCUGCCUACUGAAAACGAAGUGGCAGAGUACCUGCUUCUGCUGGGGAAAACCGCCGGCCCCGAGGACGAGAGCGCGCACCCGGAGGACUUUGAUCUGGAGGAGGAACAUAAUCCAGUUCCAGAUGAAUCUACCGUAGAGGUGGCCAUGGAUGGGCAGGAUGAUUCUUCUGACAGGACUCUGGUGGUGACUACUGGUCUGAUAGAGUCUAGUGCUCAUGAAGCGCAAGACAUGGAAGAAGAAGUUGAUACGCUAGACAACGAAGAAGGAGAUGAACCACUGAAGGAAUACUUUUACGGUCCAGUGAUAAUCACGGAACCAGUGCGGUGGUGUAACAGGAGAAAUGGCCGUUGGUGGCUUUGCAGCAAGAUUGCACACCCAGGCUAUACUGUGUGCUUGCAUCACAUGAAGAACCUCCCUGAACACUUAAAAAGGGAAUUACAUUCAAAUGAGCUGCAAGCUAGCACUCUCAGGUCUAAAGCUGUAGAUUGGGAGGAGAAAGCCGGUCCAUCUUCGCUCGAGGCACUUUCUGGCCCAUCUGCUGUGUGAGAUGACGAUGCCGGCCCCGCUUAGCACAUUUUCAUUGACAUUGUUGUUGCUAGGAGUGUUGCUUCUUAGCAACAUGAGUAAAUGUUGAACAAAUGGUGGCAU
This is a messenger RNA of Aegilops tauschii subsp. strangulata, 767 nucleotides long. RefSeq lists its product as uncharacterized. The record is from RefSeq and is a predicted model, not a curated record. NCBI's taxonomy places the organism in Eukaryota, Viridiplantae, Streptophyta, Magnoliopsida, Poales, Poaceae.